AAUAAUAAUAAUAAUAAUAAUAAUAAUAAUAAUAAUAAUAAUAAUAAUAAUAAUAAUAAUAAUAAUAAUAAUAAUAAUAAUAAUAAUAAUAAUAAUAAUAAUAAUAAUAAUAAUAAUAAUAAUAAUAAUAAUAAUAAUAAUAAUAAUAAUAAUAAUAAUAAUAAUAAUAAUAAUAAUAAUAAUAAUAAUAAUAAUAAUAAUAAUAAUAAUAAUAAUAAUAAUAAUAAUAAUAAUAAUAAUAAUAAUAAUAAUAAUAAUAAUAAUAAUAAUAAUAAUAAUAAUAAUAAUAAUAAUAAUAAUAAUAAUAAUAAUAAUAAUAAUAAUAAUAAUAAUAAUAAUAAUAAUAAUAAUAAUAAUAAUAAUAAUAAUAAUAAUAAUAAUAAUAAUAAUAAUAAUAAUAAUAAUAAUAAUAAUAAUAAUAAUAAUAAUAAUAAUAAUAAUAAUAAUAAUAAUAAUAAUAAUAAUAAUAAUAAUAAUAAUAAUAAUAAUAAUAAUAAUAAUAAUAAUAAUAAUAAUAAUAAUAAUAAUAAUAAUAAUAAUAAUAAUAAUAAUAAUAAUAAUAAUAAUAAUAAUAAUAAUAAUAAUAAUAAUAAUAAUAAUAAUAAUAAUAAUAAUAAUAAUAAUAAUAAUAAUAAUAAUAAUAAUAAUAAUAAUAAUAAUAAUAAUAAUAAUAAUAAUAAUAAUAAUAAUAAUAAUAAUAAUAAUAAUAAUAAUAAUAAUAAUAAUAAUAAUAAUAAUAAUAAUAAUAAUAAUAAUAAUAAUAAUAAUAAUAAUAAUAAUAAUAAUAAUAAUAAUAAUAAUAAUAAUAAUAAUAAUAAUAAUAAUAAUAAUAAUAAUAAUAAUAAUAAUAAUAAUAAUAAUAAUAAUAAUAAUAAUAAUAAUAAUAAUAAUAAUAAUAAUAAUAAUAAUAAUAAUAAUAAUAAUAAUAAUAAUAAUAAUAAUAAUAAUAAUAAUAAUAAUAAUAAUAAUAAUAAUAAUAAUAAUAAUAAUAAUAAUAAUAAUAAUAAUAAUAAUAAUAAUAAUAAUAAUAAUAAUAAUAAUAAUAAUAAUAAUAAUAAUAAUAAUAAUAAUAAUAAUAAUAAUAAUAAUAAUAAUAAUAAUAAUAAUAAUAAUAAUAAUAAUAAUAAUAAUAAUAAUAAUAAUAAUAAUAAUAAUAAUAAUAAUAAUAAUAAUAAUAAUAAUAAUAAUAAUAAUAAUAAUAAUAAUAAUAAUAAUAAUAAUAAUAAUAAUAAUAAUAAUAAUAAUAAUAAUAAUAAUAAUAAUAAUAAUAAUAAUAAUAAUAAUAAUAAUAAUAAUAAUAAUAAUAAUAAUAAUAAUAAUAAUAAUAAUAAUAAUAAUAAUAAUAAUAAUAAUAAUAAUAAUAAUAAUAAUAAUAAUAAUAAUAAUAAUAAUAAUAAUAAUAAUAAUAAUAAUAAUAAUAAUAAUAAUAAUAAUAAUAAUAAUAAUAAUAAUAAUAAUAAUAAUAAUAAUAAUAAUAAUAAUAAUAAUAAUAAUAAUAAUAAUAAUAAUAAUAAUAAUAAUAAUAAUAAUAAUAAUAAUAAUAAUAAUAAUAAUAAUAAUAAUAAUAAUAAUAAUAAUAAUAAUAAUAAUAAUAAUAAUAAUAAUAAUAAUAAUAAUAAUAAUAAU
Molecule: messenger RNA, 1626 nt
Organism: Microplitis demolitor
Lineage: Eukaryota; Metazoa; Arthropoda; Insecta; Hymenoptera; Braconidae
Product: GATA zinc finger domain-containing protein 14-like
Exons: 1
Source: RefSeq, a predicted model, not a curated record